Molecule: messenger RNA, 1617 nt
Organism: Cynara cardunculus var. scolymus (artichoke)
Lineage: Eukaryota; Viridiplantae; Streptophyta; Magnoliopsida; Asterales; Asteraceae
Product: RNA demethylase ALKBH5-like
Exons: 6
Coding region: 146-1540 (464 amino acids)
Biological process (GO): mRNA catabolic process
Molecular function (GO): mRNA binding; demethylase activity
Source: RefSeq, a predicted model, not a curated record
AUCCCAUAUAUAAACCUGUGAUUCAGCUCACAUUUUCUUCAUUCAGUUAUCGCUUCCUUCAAUCAGUUUUCGUAAAUUUUCUUCUCUUCCAAGUAUCACAGGGGUUUUCCUCCAACCGUAAGAAUCACUGAGCGGCGGUGAAAGGAUGAUGAACGGAAUAAGUUCCGGCAUUAAGAUGUCGAAGGCGGCGGCGGAGGAGGAGGAGACGACCGUAAAAGGGGUUUGGUUAUCGAUUCUCAAGGGAUUAGAACCUGCAGAAAUCGAGGAGGUAUUCUCUCAAAAGUUUUGUCAUCACUGUCAGCCUCUUCUGCAAUCUCGGCUGCAAUCCGUCGCCAACAGAAAACGCAUGAAGAAGUUGUCAACGUCAAGUCCUGGUUCUCCUGAUAAUAUUCCUGAGAGAUGUCUAGAAUCUUCCACUGAUAGUUUUCUAGAAUCUUCUAGCAAGAAUGGGUCAAUUAGAACUCCGCAAAACACCGACUCCAGAACUCGGAUGCGCUAUGCUGACAAGUUCUCCCCGGCAUCAGUUGACAGCAAAAAUUCAGCCUCAUCCACUGAAUCAAAAUCUGGUAGAUUAUUUGAUGAAGGAAUAUGUGGACUUUCUUCGGUGGAAGAUUUGGGAUUCGCAAACGUUGGAAGAAAGAACAACUUUGUACACAUAGAGAGGAUUAACGAGAAGAACGUGAAUGUGCUUCAAGGGCUCGAGCUACACACCAGAGUCUUCAAUGCUGAGGAACAAAAGAAGAUCGUUAAAUCCGUGUAUGAGUUUCAACGCAUGGGCCAAAGGGGGCGGUUUAGAGAAAAGACAUACUCGGAACCUGCAAAAUGGAUGCGAGGAAAAGGGCGCGUUACCAUUCAAUUUGGCUGUUGCUAUAAUUACGCAAUCGAUAAACAUGGAAACCCUCCCGGCAUACUUAGAAACGAAGAAGUUGAUCCCUUGCCACCGAUAUUCAAACAGAUGAUCAAAAGAAUGGUUCGCUGGCAUGUUCUGCCUCCUACGUGUGUCCCUAACAGCUGCAUCGUGAACAUAUACGAUGAAGGAGAUUGCAUUCCACCGCAUAUCGAUCAUCAUGACUUUCUUAGACCAUUCUGUACAAUAUCAUUCUUGACGGAAUGCAAUAUAUUAUUCGGUUCAAGCCUCAAGAUCGUCGGCCCUGGAGAAUUUGCAGGCCCCGUUUCCAUACCUUUGCCCACAGGAUCAGUGCUCAUAUUAAAGGGCAAUGGUGCUGAUAUUGCCAAACAUUGCGUCCCGGCUGUCCCUGCCAAAAGGAUUUCAAUCACUUUCAGGAGAAUGGACGAGAGUAAGAUUCCGUACGGUUAUUCACCUGAUCCAGAGCUGCAGGGUCUAGAGCCGCUGGUCUUAACUCCUUCACGUAAACCAGUAUCGCAACAAAAGCAGAUCGUAACAAAAGAAGUAUCUCCUCCUGCUUCAAAACCGAAUGGUGGUCCGUGUUUUGUGAUCGGAGGAGGUGAUUUUCCGCCUCUGGGUGUCGGAAAUGCAAGUCAACAAAGGGGUCAUAAGAAGAAUGUUUUCAAGAGUUAGGAAAAUUGGAUGAUAGUACUUGUUUUAAAUGUAGCGUUUCAUAUGCAAAUUGAAUGAGACAGAAUGCUUACUGAAUA